Messenger RNA from Xylona heveae TC161, 1092 nucleotides. RefSeq lists its product as hypothetical. The transcript has 2 exons. The coding region runs from base 1 to 1092 and encodes 363 amino acids. The record is from RefSeq and is a predicted model, not a curated record. Lineage: Eukaryota; Fungi; Ascomycota; Xylonomycetes; Xylonales; Xylonaceae.
AUGUCUGGAAGAAAGCGCUGUGGCGACCGAGACACUGUCCUACGGACGGUAGAGAUCUGGUUAACACCAGAAAAGAGGCUGUUCAUCCAUUCCAGCAUUCUCAUUUCCUGCUCGGAAUUCUUUGCGGCUAGCCUCGACAAGGCCUGGACUUCUCACAGGGGGAUGCUGAGCAAAAAUGAAAAUGCUCCAAUUAUCUACAAGUUAAAUCUGGAGGAAGACCCUUGCGGAGAUUCUCUCACGAUACAGGAUCUUCAAUCUAAGACGGCGAUUCCGAGUAGCGAUUGGGAGAGUGAACAUAUUCGGGAUGAGACCUAUUAUCGAGCUUUCGAGAAUAUGAUUGGUAUUUUUCAACACGUCAAGCCUAUACUUGAAGGCGUCGAAGAUACGUUACAAUUAGUCAAGCUGGCCGACAAAUAUGACUGUCUUCCAGUGAUCAGUCGUGCCGUCCGCUUAGCAUUACUUGAGAGCGACGGCAAUGCAUCUCAGCUUUAUAGAGACAUUUCCAAACAACCCGUGGACUAUCUUUAUAUUGGAGAAAUGACUAGGUCGUCCAUAAUUCUAAGGGAAGCCGCGAUUCAUGUCCUCGGCACUUGGUCAGGUACAAAGCAAAAAUGUCGAGACACCGUUUCCCAGAAAUUGUUUGAUACGCUUUGUGAAAAGUACGAGCACCUCCGUCAAAAGAAGGAGCAUGCCAACGAAAUGUUGCUUUCCCUAAAUUAUUCCCAAUCGAUCUCUCUCGAUUUUGCUUCGGUGAGCGAAUCCAUGGUCGCCUUGCUAAUGGUUCGUGAAAACAUAAGCAAAAUAUAUUCCAACUGCUUUCAAAACAAAAAACCGGAGCAUUUUGAAGGUAAACUCUAUCGCGCGCUUGAGAAAAGCGCAAAGAUUGAGCUGCCAAGUUCUAAAAAGAUUACCAAACACUAUAAUGCACCAUCAUUCGAAGACGUACGCAAAGAAUUAGAAACCAAAAUUCGCCAGGCUUUGGGCGAUCUACCACGCAGCUACUUGAGGGCGGAUCAGACCGAGAUCAAUGCCGAUUAUCUCUUGUGCGCAAAGCUGGAUGAUGCAGAUCUACCAUGGAAAGAGGACUGGUAA